Molecule: messenger RNA, 2472 nt
Organism: Gamsiella multidivaricata
Lineage: Eukaryota; Fungi; Mortierellomycota; Mortierellomycetes; Mortierellales; Mortierellaceae
Exons: 3
Coding region: 109-2340 (743 amino acids)
Biological process (GO): intracellular signal transduction
Source: RefSeq, a predicted model, not a curated record
AUUCAUCUUUGGGUCCAUAAAAAAGUCGGCACGACCAGUCCCAUUCCUUAGAGCGGCGCUGUCAAGUCGUUUUCGAGCAAUAUACAAAGAAUACACGAGCAGGACACCAUGAAGACUACAACCUCGGGUCGCGCCUUUGCCAAGGGCAUGUUCGACAUCUUCUCCACCCUGAUGGUCUCGCUUCGAAUCGAGAACCGCAAGAUCAGGUGGAGAAGCUACCCGAACAGCUUCACUGCUGAGGGAGCCAUUGGGAACCUAGGCAAUCUACAAGUGACCCAGUCUAAUCGUGAGUCAGAUCCAAAUGACCCAACAAGAAUCAUCACACAUGUGACAACGACCCAAUUCUCGCUCUCGCGCGACAUGUCCCGAAAUCUCUGCCAGACAUUCAUGGACGCCCGAUUACUCGAAUGCGCAACAGACUCCUCAAAGCGCGAGUUUCAGAGCCGUGGGCUGUAUCAGGUCACACCCAAGGGCGCAUAUCUGCUGGCCAAAUUUGUGGUGCGAAACAAAUUGCCGAUCGGGGAGAGUCGACACAUCACGGCAAACUCAGCAACGAAUCUGGUGUUUUUGGAGCGUGAAGAAAACGAGGACGCUAUCAUCUUGACCGAGAAGCAAGUCGAUAUCAUUUUCAAGCGAUUCGCGGGGCCUGAGCCGAAUACGGCCCGAACCGAUCCUGGGGCGGACUCCCCAAUGAGUUCUAUGUCUUCGACUGCUGAAGCAAAAUACCGUGCACCAUUCGUGAUGGACCUCUCUAACGGUGUUGAGGUCAAGGACCAGCAAUUCAACUCGGAGACCUACAAGGACACUUUCUAUGGCAAGGCGGCUGUGGAAUGGCUGUUGGACUACUCGACCGUGAUCAGCAAGGAGGAGGCGAUCUGUAUCUGUCAGGAAAUGGUCAAUGCAAGAUACAUUGAGCAAGUUGGCGAAGAAAAUACGAAUGGCCCGUCAAUUUUCAAGACUGGUAACUCGGCACUCUACCACCUCACUGAAACAGGACGAGCUCUUGCAGGCUGGAAGAGCCUUGAUGACUGCUGCGGUAGCAUUCAUAAUGAUUGGAUGGAUGUUUGUCUAUUUGAUACGCUCGGAUACAUAGAGCGAAGCACGGCCGGUUCGAAGGCAGAGCGAAGCAGUCCAGAGACCAACUUGCUCUCAACCCAGUUCAAGCUCACGUCCAGCAACCUGGCUCGCCUGCCCAUCUCGAUCGCACAAGAGAGACGUAGGUCCAUGGACGAGGUCAGUCUCUCGACACUGCAGUACAACGAAGACUCGAAUAAGUCCGGACCGACUCGACGAUUGUCCCAGAUCUUGAAUGACCCUGCGUUUCAGAUCACGCUUUCGGAAAAUGGACCCAUGUCCUCGUAUGCGCCAUCAUCCUCAGGCCGGGAGUCAGUGGGUGCCAGCGCCGGAGGAGCGGGAAGCACACGACUCUCGCUCCCUAUGAGUUCCGCACAGUCAACGACAUCGAACACGAGCCGCCUCAACGGUAUUCUCUCGGACGCACCUGUGCGCGACCUAUUCAAGAGUUUCCUGAAACAAAACUUUUGUGAGGAGAAUCUUUCGUUUUACUUUGAGGUAGUCGACUACAAGACCAAGUUCAAAGGACUGAUCACAUCGGCCAAGGCGUACAACAUAUCGGAAACGGGACCUGAACCGAACAACAUGGGCUUUGCAUAUCCGCCCUCGCUCCGUGAGCUCGAAAAACAGAUUUGCACACAAGCGUUCGCUAUCUUUGAGACCUACUUGGCCUCGGGUGCCCCCCGCGAGGUAAACCUGCCACACCAGAUGAGGCAGGAUAUCACAGAGUACAUGCAGGCAGUCGUCCGCAGCAUGGAGACAUCGACUGUGACGACUGUGACGACACCUGACGGCGGCAAUAUCAACAACGCCAGCCUACCACCGACACCAUCUUCACUCCCAACAUCGCCUUCUCCAGCGGAUGCAAGCGAUGGUGGUGAGAAGGGUGGUCAGAAGGAAUUGAUUCACAUCUCGCUGUUUGAUCUGAUCCACGAUCACAUUUUCCGACUAAUGUCGACAGAUUCAGUGCCCAAGUUCAUCAAGACGGACAAGUACUUGGAGGUGGUCAUGAAGAAACACAAGCGGAAGCAUGCCGCCGCCGCCGCAGCAGCAGCAGCCGCAGUUAACAGCGAUGACCCGUUAUCCUUAUCUUUGAAUCAACAGGAUGGCCUGAACGGGGUCAAUGGCAAGAGCGCUAACAAUGGAGGAGGCGGAGGGUCAUCAAUGGCGAACGGCGAUGGAGUCAGCGAAGGGAACACAACGCACGCAGGAUCGAGUCGAAAUGAAGGUGAGAGCAGCAGCACGGUGGCAGAGUUGCGACGAUAAGGUCUUUGAUCACACAAACACCCUCACACGCCCACAAAAAUAAGAAUGGGAAGCGUCCGUAAUGAGGGGUUCUGGGACGGGGGCACACAACGUUACGCACCAUGGCACGCACACUACAUAUACCAUGCUCUA